ACAAGUGUGGCUGCGGCCGGCUGGGCUACAACUGUGGUACCGGUAGAUAUCAAACAUCCAUGCAGCUGCAUAGGCUAUGAAAUCCUGACUGAGCUCACCAAUUCUAAGAUGCUGUAACUUUAGAAGAAAGAAGCUCCUCUUCAAACUAGAACGUGCAGCAGCGCAGCAAACUUAGAAGUGCAAUUCAAAAUGCCAGAAGCUGAACUGAUUGUUGCAAACUCCAUCAAAGUGUUGACUCAGAAUGGAGAGUGUCGGGUUGACCUUUGUCUUGGAGACAUCACAAGACUGCCUAAGAAGGAUGCUGUGGAUGUCAUCGUCAUUUCUGCUUUUAGAGGUGACUAUUCCCCUUCUCCUAAGUCUGUCAUCGGAGCCCUCCAGCGUACCUUCAACAUCAGCGUUGAGAAUCUCGCCAAAGACAAGGAGGAAGAUCUCCGCAAGCUCUACUCCUGCUGGUGGUCUAAGCCUCUACCCAGCAAGCUUCCCUACAGAAGACUGCUUUGCUUCGAGACUCGCAGGGUCAUGGAUGGGCGCCCCCAAGAGUUAGUUGCAAAUGUUUUCCGCUGCCUGGUACCUAUACUGAACAAUGAAGAUGGGACAGUUAUUAUACCACUUCUAAAUGCACAGCAGGGAGCUGAUGAGGUAGCCAUGUUAAAAGGGAUGGUGGAGGCUGCAGUGAAUUGGAUGAAAGCUGGCCUGCCUCUGAGGCAGAUGAAACUGGUCCUCUAUGCUCAGGUGAAAGAUGGAGAGGUCAAAGGUCACUCGCUUAAACGAUUUGAAGACGUGACGCAAACCUUUGAUGACCUCAAAGAACGCUACGAAAUGCAGUUGCUCCUUCCAAAGGCAGUUCUGUUGGAGUUUGAUGUGUACCUGUCAUUCAGUAAGGAGGAUGAGGAAAUUGCCAAUGUGAUCAGGGAGAAGCUGAGCAGUGCCAAAAACGGCAUCCUGAUCUAUGACAGCUCCCAGCAGGCAAUGAAUACUGACAGUGUGUUUCAACAAGAUAUGUACUCAGUCAUGAUGAAAAGUGCAAGGGUAGUUACAGUUCUCAGUCCUCACUACCUCAAAAAUGAUGCCUGCAUAGAACAAUACAACAUCGCUCUCUGCUGCAAUCGCAGAGCUCUCCGAGACAUGCUGGCUCCUUUCUAUGUGGACUCCAUAGAGCUAAUGCCCACUUACAUGGGCCUAGUUCAGUAUGUAGACUGUAGACCCCAUGAUCCGUCAAAGAUCCAAGUUGCCUGUUCAGAACUAUCUGUCUCCCUCUCCGUAUCUGUCCACGCUGAGCUCACCGUUGCCGAGUUUGAUCCUCUCCGCUAUGACGUCUUUCUCUCGUACUCUCACCGUGACACAGAAAAGGCUAACUGUUUUGUUGAUAUGCUGCAACAUUUAGCUCCAAAUUUGAAGAUUUUCUUUGAUGUACAGGAAUUGAAAGCAGGUAAAUCCUGGCAGCGUACCCUGUAUCACUCCAUAGAUGGCUCUCGUUGUAUGUUAGCACUCAUAUCAGAACCUUACCUCAAGUCAGCUGUGUGCCAGGAAGAGUUUGCACUUGCUCAGGCCAAGCAUUUUCAAAAGGGCAAACAGCAUCUGCAGCUGAUCCCCAUUUUUCUUGAAGAUCUUGAUGCUGUCCCACAGGAGUUCACCCAUAUUCCAACGGUCAAGGGAACUCCUGAUGUCUUUGAGGAUACUGUCAGCACUGUAUGUCCAGCGGUCGUCCAUUGGCUAACAGGAGGAAAGGUGGAUUCUAGUGAAGUCCUCACCAAGCUCUUUGAUGAAGAGAAUAUUCCUUGUUCAUCUGCAGAUGAUGAGAUGCGAUCUUUCCACCAGGCAUCUAUCCAGAAGGAAUUUGGUACUUCUGACAUUUUACUAAAUCCCGGAGUUCACUUCCCACCAGCAUUAAGCAGUGUCUUACAACAUUCUGAUUCAGACACUAAGAUCGGAGAGAGUGAAGCUACAUCUUCAACCAAUUAUGAUGUUGUAAUCAGUUACCACAGUGAAGAUCAGAAGUUUGUUGACUUCAUUUGCAAACUCCUGGAGAGCAAUGCUCCAAAUCUUGCUGUCAAAUCCGUUGCAGGCAACAAACGGGACAAUCUGGCUUCACUUGACAAGGUAGACUGCAUCAUACCGGUUUUGUCUCCGAGCUACAUUGAAAGCCCAGAGUGUGUGGAGGAGUUCCAUGUUGCCAUUUGGCGCCAAAGGGUCGCCGACCCUGAUACCCCACUCAUGCUGCCUGUGCAAGUCCACAGCUUGCCACAAAAACCUACCUAUUUUCACCUGGUUCACUGCAUUGUCAACACGACAGAUGGUCUUUGGGCACAACUGACUGGGCAGCACAAAGUGAGCCUACCCAACGACGUUGAACACCUUCGAAUUGGAGAUGGCACGUCACAGGUGUCGCGAUCUGAUGCCUUAGCACUGGUGAUGGCUGUUUAUAAGAUUCUACAUAGAUAUGUCCAAGCAAAAAAUACAUCGGUGGAUACCGAGACUUCACCCAGGCCAGCUCUCUUCAAUGUGAUGAAACUCAGGGAGCAGAUUAAACAGUUCACAGAACCAGAUUACAAAGAAACAUCUCGAUUGAUCCUACUAGACGUGGAUCCAGCUGACAUUCCUUCUAGCUGGAGGGAAGUUAGACAAGAUACGGGAGAUGAGGAAGGAGAGGACAGCCAUUCUCCAGGAAGACUGCGCACACGGAUGUACAAGAAGUCGUCUUUGUGUGGAUUAUUGUGAUUUAUACUCUUAUACAAAGGAGAAAAGGAUGAGGGUCUUUAAAAAAGGCUGAAUGAAAGGUUCCACGACAUUUGCUCUGACGACAAUUGCUCUGAUCGAAAAUCUACAUGUUAAGCCAAACGUAAAAACCUAACUUUCAAAACUAAAUAAACCCUAAUCCUUAUCUUUCCAUUAAUAUUCUGAACCAAAACCUACAAUCCUAACUCUGAGAUGUUGAGAUAUGAACAAAUGUUGUGUCAUCGAAUGAACAUUACUUUGUGAGACCAGAGACCAGUUGCACAAAU
This is a messenger RNA of Lytechinus variegatus (green sea urchin), 3002 nucleotides long. RefSeq lists its product as uncharacterized. Gene Ontology annotation, biological process: signal transduction. NCBI's taxonomy places the organism in Eukaryota, Metazoa, Echinodermata, Echinoidea, Temnopleuroida, Toxopneustidae. The coding region runs from base 190 to 2718 and encodes 842 amino acids. The record is from RefSeq and is a predicted model, not a curated record. The transcript has 13 exons.